This is a messenger RNA of Microplitis mediator, 664 nucleotides long. RefSeq names its product V-type proton ATPase subunit e 2-like. Bases 219 to 476 code for a protein of 85 amino acids. NCBI's taxonomy places the organism in Eukaryota, Metazoa, Arthropoda, Insecta, Hymenoptera, Braconidae. The transcript has 4 exons. Gene Ontology annotation, biological process: proton transmembrane transport. Gene Ontology annotation, molecular function: proton-transporting ATPase activity, rotational mechanism. Gene Ontology annotation, cellular component: proton-transporting V-type ATPase, V0 domain; plasma membrane proton-transporting V-type ATPase complex. The record is from RefSeq and is a predicted model, not a curated record.
AUGUGACUAGUGGUCAUACGUCAUUUUAUCUACACAUUGACAAAAACGCCCAAUUAUUUUUUAACUUACACCUUUUACUCCAUUCACUUAAAUUUGUCCAUAAUAAAAUCAAUAAAAUUGAAAAAUAAACUUUACACAAAAUUAAUACUCUACAGUAUAAAUUAUCUAAUUUAUCAAUUAAACAAUAAUAUAUAUAAUAAAUAAUACAAAAAUCUAAAAUGGGUGCCUCAGCUCUUCCCGUUUGUAUUUUUACUUUAUUUUGGGGUGUAAUUGGAAUCGUGUUACCAUUCUUUGUACCCAAAGGUCCUAAUCGUGGGAUUCUACAAGUUAUUUUAAUGCUGACUGCAUUUUCAUGCUGGUUAUUCUGGUUAUGCUGCUACAUGGCUCAGAUGAAUCCACUAAUUGGUCCCAAAUUGUCUAAUGCCACAUUAUUGCUUAUGUCACGUGAAUGGAAUGGGAAAACCAUCGAGAUUUGAAUGUUUUAAUAAAAAUAUAAUUUAAAAAAAUUAUAAGAUAUAUUUAAUCUAAUGAUAAUAACAAUUAUUAUUAUUAUGAAGUAUUUUCGUGUAAAUAAUUUAAGAUAGCAAAGUUAAAAAUAAUAUAUUAAAUAUCAUUCCGUUAAUGAACAAUAAUGAAUUGUACAAUUUAUUUUUUUUUUUUUUUU